Molecule: messenger RNA, 8694 nt
Organism: Rhinolophus ferrumequinum (greater horseshoe bat)
Lineage: Eukaryota; Metazoa; Chordata; Mammalia; Chiroptera; Rhinolophidae
Gene: ONECUT1
Product: one cut homeobox 1
Exons: 2
Coding region: 457-1851 (464 amino acids)
Biological process (GO): regulation of transcription by RNA polymerase II
Cellular component (GO): nucleus
Molecular function (GO): RNA polymerase II cis-regulatory region sequence-specific DNA binding; DNA-binding transcription factor activity, RNA polymerase II-specific
Source: RefSeq, a predicted model, not a curated record
ACGGCGGCGGCGGCGGCGGCGGCGGCGACGGAGGAACCGCGGCCACAGAGUCUGCAACAGUAACCGAGCCAUGGCUCGAGCUGGCCAGCGGCACGGGCAAGCACCAGCCGCGGAAGGCGCGUGGGCUGCAUCAGGAGAACCGGGGGCCUCACGAUUCUAAGAAGGAGAGGGGCGAGACGGCACUGGGAGCGAGGGUGCUGGGGACACCGCGCUCACCCAACGGCGCGGAUCCUUUUUGGAAAUUAAUAUUUAAAAAAAAAGCCGAGGACGCAAAGGAGAAGGUGGGGGCAAGAGGGAAGGCUAGACACACAGAGGGAGACAGAGCCCCAUAGUGAGAGGAAGGAAGGAAGGCAACAGUCGCCAGCAGCGGAUGUGAAGACCGGACUCCGUGCGCCCUUUGCCGCCUCUGCCCGGCCUCAUCGAUGUUGUGUCCGCCGCCCGCUCGACCGGAUCACGAUGAAUGCGCAGCUGACCAUGGAGGCGAUCGGCGAGCUGCACGGGGUGAGCCAUGAGCCGGUGCCCGCCCCUGCCGACCUGCUGGGCGGCAGCCCCCACGCGCGAAGCUCGGUGGCUCACCGCGGCAGCCACCUGCCCCCCGCGCACCCGCGCUCCAUGGGCAUGGCGUCUCUGCUGGACGGCGGCGGCGGCGGCGGCGAUUACCACCACCACCACCGGGCCCCUGAGCACAGCCUGGCCGGCCCCCUGCAUCCCACGAUGACCAUGGCCUGCGAGACUCCCCCAGGUAUGAGCAUGCCCACGACCUACACCACCUUAACCCCUUUGCAGCCGCUGCCGCCCAUCUCCACCGUCUCGGACAAGUUCCCCCACCAUCACCACCACCACCAUCACCACCACCACCCACACCACCACCAGCGCCUGGCGGGCAAUGUAAGCGGUAGCUUCACUCUCAUGCGGGACGAGCGCGGACUGGCCUCCAUGAAUAACCUCUAUACCCCCUACCACAAGGACGUGGCUGGCAUGGGCCAGAGCCUCUCGCCCCUCUCCGGCUCCGGUCUGGGCAGCAUCCACAACUCCCAGCAAGGGCUCCCCCACUAUGCCCACCCGGGCGCCGCUAUGCCCACCGACAAGAUGCUCACCCCCAACGGCUUCGAAGCCCACCAUCCCGCCAUGCUUGGCCGUCACGGGGAUCAGCACCUCACGCCCACCUCGGCCGGCAUGGUGCCCAUCAACGGCCUUCCUCCGCACCACCCCCACGCCCACCUGAACGCCCAGGGCCACGGGCAGCUCCUAGGCACAGCCCGGGAUCCCAACCCUUCCGUGACCGGCGCUCAGGUCAGCAAUGGAAGUAAUUCAGGGCAGAUGGAAGAGAUCAAUACCAAAGAGGUGGCGCAGCGUAUCACCACCGAGCUCAAGCGCUACAGCAUCCCACAGGCCAUCUUCGCGCAGAGGGUGCUCUGCCGUUCCCAAGGGACCCUCUCGGACCUGCUGCGCAACCCCAAACCUUGGAGCAAACUCAAAUCCGGCCGCGAGACCUUCCGGAGGAUGUGGAAGUGGCUGCAGGAGCCAGAGUUCCAGCGCAUGUCUGCGCUCCGCUUAGCAGCGUGCAAAAGGAAAGAGCAAGAACACGGGAAGGAUAGAGGCAACACACCCAAAAAGCCCAGGUUGGUCUUCACAGAUGUCCAGCGUCGAACUCUACAUGCAAUAUUCAAGGAAAAUAAGCGUCCAUCCAAAGAAUUGCAAAUCACCAUUUCCCAGCAACUGGGGUUGGAGCUGAGCACCGUCAGCAACUUCUUCAUGAACGCCAGAAGGAGGAGUCUGGACAAGUGGCAGGACGAGGGCAGCUCCAAUUCAGGCAACUCAUCUUCAUCAAGCACUUGUACCAAAGCAUGAAGGAAUAACCACGAACUAAAACCUCGGUGGAAAAGCUUUAAAUUAAAAAAAAAAAAAGAAAAAAAGAAAAAAAAAAUUUAAGAGACCAGGACCUCAAGAUAGCAGGUUUAUACUUAGAAAUAUUUGAAGAAAAAAAGUGUUAUUUAUAGUCCAAAGAAACCAAAGACUUAGCUCACCUGCAUUCUGACUUUGUUCGGAGACACAUACUUCAGCGGGGCGACGACUUGGCAAGAAAAAUUAUGAGCAGGAAACCACCACUGGAUCUCACACCUUCAGUCCAUGAUCAUUCUCUCUGUGCUUGGCUAUUUCGUGAUUUGGGGCAUAGUACUUGUGAGCCACUGAGUGGACGUCUUUUAAGAUCGGACUUUCUCAUCUGUUGCACCGCUCCACGGAGGUGUAUGGUGUCUCAGUACUGUAUGUGGGUGUGUGGGUGCGUGUGUACACACACACGCACACACGCAUGCACACACACACCACCAGUGGUUAGGGACUUAGGCAGGGCUGGUCUUCAGGAAGGGUUGUGCUACAGGAGUGCAACCAACACAGUGUGGGGUUGUCUAAGUUCAUUGGAUUAGGAGUGUGAUUUCGCUCAUGUAGCCUAGCGUUUGAACCUGCCAGGCCCGCAACCUACAUGCAGAUUCAAACCCAGCAAAGAAAAUUCGAAUGACACCUAAACCAGUGCAUUCUCUUUGUUUGUUAAGGAAUGUUCAGAUAUUUUUUAAGAAAUGAAACAAGAGUCCAUCCAUUAAAAAAAAAAAAAAAAAGAUCACCUAGGUACCAAAGAACACACUUAAUAUUAUAGUGCAGGUAUUUUAUUGCAAUGAUUUUAAUAACCAAAGCUAUUUUUACACAAGAUACUAUGUAAAGUUAUACGUAUGAACUGAUCUAGCUGUAAUACACAUGCCACGUAGAAUCAUGACUAUUAUUUAUGACUCUUGAAGCAUUUGAAAUAUUAGUUUUCAGAACUGGCAAGAAAGAAUGUAGCUUCAGGGAAGCAAUUAAUAUCACAACAGAGAGGGCAGUGCAGAAUACAUAUACAUCCAGAUGGCAUACUCCCUUUCGGAAUCCAUAAAAGUCACUUAAGUAGACAUGUAGACACAAUUCCAGAAUCGUUUCAUAGUUGAGAAAACCUGAGAAUUCUUCCAAAGUAGGACUCCGAUUUGUAAACUAGAAAAUCACGUUUAACAGGGCAGGUAACUACAUUAGAAAAUUUAUUCAAAGUAAUGCUUUUUAGUAAAAGACCACUGAAUAAAGGACUCCAUGCUUAGAUUAAUUUGACAUGUUUGCUAUAUGCAUUUGACACCAAAUCCUUUUUGUUAAUACUUUACAAACACAAAUAAAGUGAGCAGACCAACAUUAUCAUUAGAAGGUAAACUAUUCAAUAUUUUAAUCAUUUAAAAAAUAUGAUCAAACUGAUUUUAUGGCUAAUCCCAGACAUUUUAUGACUUGGACAUCGAUAAAAAUAGCAGGUGCAACCAAGAAAUGGUGGGAAAAGCCAGAGUUCUAGUGAAAGACAAAACUUUGGGUUCUAUAGGUCUUAAGCUAUUUAUUUCACUAAGCAUAGCCUCCAAAGCGUACUACAUUCUUUCUUGCUACUGCAUUAAGCUGGAAAUUUUAUAACAUAGAUUCCACUCUCUAACAGGGACAGAUAAAAACUAGACCUGAACCUCCAAAUAUAAAAAUUUAAAUUUCUCUUUUCCCAAAUCACUUAACCAGGGCUAUAGAAAUCAAGGCAAAAAAAAUUUUUUAGUAGUACCCAAGUGAAUCACUUGAUGCGCCCGCCCCACCCCCAUUCUCUCUUAAUUUAAUUGAAUUGUAACUCAUAUAAGUAGAUGCCUUUUGUACGAGUAUUAGGUAAAGAACUGGGUACUCUUGGUUAAUUAGCACACCUAACUAGAAAUAUAAAAUUAAAUGUUACCUCAACAAUAUGUUGUUUUUUGAGAUUCAUUAAAAUGCUAAAGAAAAAAAAUCACACCCUCUUGACAUAAAACCUAACUCCUUAGGAUCAAAUUUCAGCAUCUUAUCUAGGUUUAGAAAAGGCAGGCACCUGGAGAAAUGAGGCAACACCAACAAGCUAUCUGUGUCUCCUUCGUGUCUGCUGUGGAAUGACAAAAGGAAACCAACACAUACUUCCCAUUUAAUGAAAUAGUGCAUUUGCCUUGAUACAUUUUGUCUUACUAUUGUUUUUUAAUCUCACCCCAAAUUCCACCUUAAAACUUUCCCUUAUAAUAUGGCACAAUUACAAUUCAGUUAUUAAAAGACCAUUUAAACUCUACAAGGUUCACUAAAAAUUUAAUCUUGUCAAAGACAUAAACUAAAAGGAAAAAAACUGAUUAACUUUUUCUCUCUCUCCAGGAAAAAAAGGGGCCAGGAGCAAUGUAUGUAUAAUUUAGGAGGGAGGAAAGCCUUAUUUAUUUAAAUCAUGAGAAUUUUAAAUGCAGGGAAAUUCAAGCUGUGUCUACACACAAUCUUACCAAAUUCAAUAGCCCAGGAAAAACAAAAGUUAAAUUCAAACCACCAUGAUUUUUUGUUUUUUGUUUUCAUUACAUUACCCCCUCAAAUUAAUCUAACUGCAUUUUAAAAUUUCAACCAAUUAUUUUGUUGCUGUGUAGACACAGUUUCAAGGAAUAUUACUACGUUUUUAAUAUUCUCACCAUAAUGGUUUUUUGAAAAAUAACCAGUGAUUCUAUUUGCUAACACCAAAGAUAAUUUUCAUACCAGCAUUGAAUUUGCACCCAUUAUGCAAUUUCAGGGCCUAGAGAUAUAUUUUCUCAUACACAGAUGCACAAAUCAGAGCCUGAAAAGCAAUUUUUUUUACUUGAGUCUUUAAGCAUUCUCACAACCUCUGCUUCUUAGAAAUCAUAAUGGACAAACUCAGCUUCUCACAAGCAAUACACUUAUCCCAUCAUGUAUGAGUGAUUCUGUUUUGCUUCUGACUUGGCACAUAGAGAAAAAAAUGCUUCCAUUCCUUCUUACUAUAACAUUAAUUUAUGGCUCGGGUUUCUUAACCUACCACAACCGAGUGCAUCGUGUGCCAUUUUUUCACCCAUCAUUUCUCAAUCUUUAGAAAAAUUCACCUAAAAAGAUAUUCACUCUUUUAUUUGCAUGUUUGUUUAUUCCAGAACUGCACUUCAAAUAACAUGUUUUGGGUUUUUUUUGUUUUGUUUUGUUUUGUUUUGUUUUUUGUAGAGUGGAAGUUAGACUGUUUUUGGCCAUAAAUCAUUCUGGCCCUCUCAUGACCAGAAGCUUCCCUGAAAGGGGGCCAAGAGAAAGAGUGGGAGGUGUGAUGUCUGGACACCCCAAAAGCCCAGACUUCAGUAAAUGUUCAUGUAAAAGAAUUCUGAAUGUCAAGAACUGAGUGUUCCAGUCCCUGGAUGCAGCUGGAAUAGACCCCAAAAACCAAAGAAAAUAUGUGGGGAAAUUCAGAAGUUCUAACUGAACAUGUCAUCAGUCUGUCCCUCCCCCAAAAAAAAGCAUAAUUAAUUUUCCAGGAAAAAAGGUGAAAGCACUAUGCUACUUUUGGACUCCUGCCACUCCCAUUGCUACCCCAGGUGAAUGACCCGUCUUUGCAGGUUAAAUGAAACUUUGCUAUACCAAAGAGUCCUAGGACAUUUUCACAUGAGCUAUAAAAGCAUUUUCCCUAAAAAAAAAGUCCUCCCUUCUUUGUACAUAAAGGAUGAAAACUAUGCAUUUAGCAAACAAAGAGAAAGCACUUCUCCCUUUCCUAUCUAGUUGUUUAGGGUGCAUUCAAAUACUGAAGGCCGUUUUGAGAUGCAAUUGGCCUUCUGGAUUAUUCUUGUGGUGUGGUUAGCUUUACAGUGCAUUUGGUAACUAUUUCCUAAAUAGGAAGGACAAAGAAGCAGAAGGUAAGAAAUAGCUACUUCCACGUGUAAAAAAAAAAAAAAAAAUGUAAAGAUCUACUAUUUAUAGUGUGAACCAAAGACGCUACCUCACUCGAUUUCCAUUGGUGAUUUUAAUCACAUUGAUAUGAUACCAAAGAAUACCAAAGAUAUUUUCAUGCACGGCCUCCGUCUGCAGAGGGAACUCCGCCCCUGUCCCAACCCUUCUCCCACCUCCUCACCCCUCCUCACUCUUCACUCAGUGUGUAAACUUGUCUUCAUUCUUAAUAAUAAUGAUACGACAACAACAACAUUAGGAAAUACUACUCUUAUUACUGCUAGUUCUACUUGUAAAUCUCUAGGCAAACAUGUUGCAAACUUUGUAAACUCCUAGGACGAGUGCCUUGCUUGAACCAAAGUGUUAAACCGCUGUUGACCUCUCUCACCUUAUACUCUUUGAAUACCUCAGCCUCUUAGAAAGGCCACUAAUGAAAAAAAAGGAAUAAUUAUUCACCGUGGUGCUUUUUCCGUGCAACCAUGCAAUGAAACUUUCUUUGAUACCAAAGGAUGACUUUUUUUUCCCAAUUUCUUGCUGAUAAACCAAAGCUCCUCCACCUCCUCCUCGUUCCCUUUCAAGGUCCCCCCCACUUCACCGAGUCCCUUCAACCAGGCAGGCCGUGCAUCACUUUUACCAAUUCCUCCAAAUACCUCAUAGUAAUAAAGUUUUAGGGUUAUGUUGUAUAGAGAGUCUAUGUGAUAAGGCAGAACUUACUAGUUUGAUAAUUGUUAAGGUUACUUUUAAAAAAAACUUUAUAAUUCUUAUUUAUUUUGUAGUUUGUACGUUUGGGAUGUCCGCACCCUCCCCCAUUAGGUUUGGGGUUUAUUUUCUUGGCAGAACUGCUCUGUUGCUCAAGGAAGACUUAAUUUCUGGAAAUGUUCCCCCAGGUGGGUUAAGGGUUGUGUAAAAAUGCAAGAAUGGAAUAAGAAAUGCUUUUCAUUUUGAUGGUUAUUUACGAAGUUUUUGUGUUUCGUAGUAAAUUUGUUUCCACAGGGUAAAAAAUAUAUAUAUAUAUAAUCUCUUUCUUGUGAAACUGGUUCCUAUUUUUCUCUAUAAUGUGCUGUGAUUUUUUUAAUUUAAUUACAUUUUAUAUGAGCUUAUUUAAUCACUGCUUUAAUUUAUGUGUAGUUUUUAAAAUGUAUAUAGUAGAAUUGAAAUGGCCAAAGCUUUAUGUUACAAUCUUUUUGUUCUCGAUGCUAAGAUUAGCUGAAGGCAAGAGCUUCUCUUCACUGCAGGGUGUAUUUUUAGCUUUUUCUUAGCAGGCACUUCAAUGUGUGUUGUGAACACUGCCAGGUUCCCCCCUCAAAAAACUUGUACAUGCCAAAAUAAGUGUUUCAAAGUAGUCCUUUUUGUCACUUAGAAGAAAGGCAUUAUUCAUGUUCUUCCUUUAAUUUAUUAAUUUUUUUUUCUUUUUUUUCUUUUCUUUUUUUUUGGUUAGAAAGGAUUACUUUGCAGGUUAGACCUGAAAUUCCAAAGAAUUUAAGACUUGUUUAAUUGUUUCAAAGCACCGGCAUUUGUGAAAUAAUUUGCUACCUUUUUUUUUUUUUUUUGCCAUUCCCACAGGUAUGAGAAGUAAAGAGUGUAAAAACUCAAAGAGACAAGCUAACUUGAAUUUGGAAAUCCUCUUAAGUUUCCCCAAGUUUCUGAAUUGCUUCAGGGCAGGAGGCAACGUAUAGAGACACAGUUCCUUUUGCAGAGGAGAGUAUAAUGGCUUCAUGCCCUUUCACAGAAAGUCAAGGCUGACCAGGCCUCUGCCCAUCUGGCCAACCCAAGGAAGAAGCAAAACAUGAUUGCUUGGCCCCAAUUAUCAAUCAAGUUUAAGGAAAAUAUAUUUCACAGUUACAUAUUCCUCCCCACAUCUGUUUCUUAGAAUCUGCUACCCACAAUUCCACUCACCCUCCCCAUACCUCUAACCAUCAUAAUUGGAAGAAUUCUUCUCAAAUGUAAGAGUCCCCUGGUGAAAUGUACCCCAGGCCUAUUUGAGUUGGUGUCUUUUCACUCUUUGUCUUCCCACUAGUUUUCUUUUCCACAUGCUAGAGAUGGUCCCGGCCUCAAGCCGCCUUCAUCAGGUUGUUCAGAUACUUGGCCCUGCUUUAGAUCAGCACACACAGAAUUCUUGGCUGACUCAUGGCAUCCUCAGAAGACCCAGUGCCCACUAUUUUGCUUUAUUUUGCUGAAAUAAGUUGCUUCAACUAUAUGGCAUAAAUCCAUAGAUGUAAAUACCUUCCUCUCAAUACAAAAAAUUUACCUUAUUUUCUUUUGCAAGGGUGUUUGGGAUAGGGAAGGAAGGAAAGGGAGGGCUUAGACUUUGGGUCAAAUGUUACAUUUUCUUAGAAACAUUUUUAUACUUGUUAUGUAUUUUAAUAGGGCAAUAAAUCUGCUCUGAGUUGCAGGAUCAUUCAGUGCUGUUGGUAAACAUUGACUAAUUAUUUGUUUUUAAUACAAAUGCUGUGCAGUGAGUUACAUAAAGCCCAGGAAAAUGGUGGAGGGAGAAGACUUUGACCAUCAGCAGUGAAACGCUGAACAGAAUUGUAUUCACAAGGUCAUAUUUUCUGUUUCUGUGUUAGUCUCAAUUUUUUUUGUGUGGUAUGUUCUGCAUUUAUUACAUAAUCAUUGUGGGCUCAUUUUAGAUGUGCCGUCUGAACCAAGUGACAAGUAUUUUUUAACAAAAUAAACUUUAAAACAUUGUCUUCCACUUGCUUCGGUAGUUGUCUUCAUAUCUCCCUGUGUUUUUGUCCCUUCUGAAGUCAGUCCAUCUGUCACGCACUUAGACCUGUCCCUUCUCCCUCUUCUAUUUCCAAUACACCUUUAACCUUAGCUAUUGUUUGAGUGUGACUCCAUUUCCCUGUUCAAGUUAGCUUGAUGGUUUAUUAUGUAAGGAGGGUGCCUAAGACAAUCAUCAGGUAAAAAAAUAAAUAAAUAAAAAUAAAAUGAAAGAAAAAAAAA